GGGCGCCCUUUCACAUAUUAUAGGUUUUAUCACACACAUGUAUGGAUACUAAAAAUUAUCAAUCUUCAUUCAGGGACGACUUGGGUACAGGAAAUCGUCUGGCAAAUCUACAAUAAAGGAACUGUCAGCAGUGUUAAGCAAGCAUUUCGAUUCCCAUUUCUUGAAAUGACUGCCACUCACGAAAAGCUUGUAGAGCUCAUUGAUCUUAAAACUCUGCCAAGCCCUCGCCUGAUAAAGUCCCACCUUACCUACAGCACUACUCCAAGAAGUGCAAAUAAAGAUGAUCAGUGUAAAUACAUCUACAUUGCCCGCAACCCAAAGGAUGUAGCAGUGUCAUAUUUUCAUUUUACGGAGUAUUUGAACAUGUUUGGCACUGAUUACAAUGGACCAUGGGAAUUUUUCGCGAAGUUAUUCAUAGAGGGAAAUGGUAAGUUUUAUUAUAUGUAUGCAGUCAUUAUGUAAAUAUACUGCAGGAGGAGAGAGGAUGUUUUUUAAUGUGCAUUAUUUGUCAUAUUCGUGAUUACAGAAUUUUAAGACAUCUCCCACUUGACUAAAAGGAAAAAUAACAACCAUCCUUCUUGAUUACGAAAGUGAAGUAACGUAACGGCAAUAUAACAUAACCAUCAAUGGUCAAGAGAUACGUUUAAUAUAGAGGAAUGAAAAAAAUGGAAACAGGUCAUACGUACGUGGUAGUAUUGUUAUCGUAAAAGAAGUUUUGAAGCCGAGUUACUAGUUACUCAUUCUGCAUACCGUAUUUAUUCGAAUAAGCGCCCAACCUCGAAUUAGCGCCCACCUCGAAUAAGCGCCCAUGCUAAAGGCAGAAAAAGUUAAUAAGAGCCCAGCCUCGAAUAAGCGCCCACCCCACCCCACUCCCUCCCACAAUAACUCCAAUAAGAGAUAAUAAGACACCCUUUCGAAGACGGAGUUUUCUUCAGAGUAUUUUACAGAAACCUUGCUUCGCUACAUCUUCACUUUUUGUUGCUACCAUUUACUGUUUUGUUGCAAAAUAUACUACUACACUUGCUGAGAAUGGUGAAAAUUUAAUAAGCGCCCAGCCUCGAAUAAACGCCCACCUCGAAUAAGCGCCCACUCUCAAGGUCCAAAAAUUUAAUAAGCGCCCAUGGCGGUUAAUCGAAUAAAUACGGUAAGUCUUUACUCAUGAAUUCACCUGACAAAAUGUUGACCAAUCUGACACUAGAUUGGUCUUGCGGAGUUAUUAAGCUAAAGGCUAAGCGUUAGAAUUUAUUUUUAACGUUUUUCCGUCCGUAAGCAAAACACAAAAACUUAAAGAAUUCUACUGAAGCAAUUAGUUGGUGGCCUCCAAACUAGUUAAUUUUACGAAAGGUGCAUGUCUGGGACUCUCUUCCUCUCCCUUGAAAAGCCUCCUCUCCCCCAGAGUCUGUACGGACGGGCGUACCCUGACUUCAUAACCAAAUUUUCGCGCAUCGAUAGGUUUCCAGUUUCUAUGACAAUGGACCGGAAGCUCCGGCACUAACAUAUCCAUAUAAAGCACACCGUAAUAGAUCCCAUUCACGAUACCCGGGAUCUUUGCACGCGCUUUGGGAUUGUUGGAUAAAACAUGUCACGUGAUAUUUCAGGGGGGAAACAAGUGUUAAAAUUUGUCGAUAUGAUUAAUUGUGGUCGAGUUUGUUUAUUUUCUUAAAACGAUACUACAAAUUUUAGACGUGCAAAAUGUACAGUCGAGUUUCGACAAGUUUUGCUCUCUGUAAAAACAUUUACAGUCGCCACUACAUUAAAAAAAAUGACAACGAUCAAUCCCACCCAUAAUUUGCCAUUAUGGCCUUUUAAGAUGAAACGUUCUGUAUUUUCUGUUGUCUUGAAUAGACAAAUUUGACCACGAUUUCUUGUAUUUGCAGAUUUUGUCACUUGUUUACCCCCAGAAGAACCACUUAACAUUGUUUUUAUCCUAUCAGUCCUUUAAAAGUGCGAGCAAAGAUAGCGGGUAUCGUGAGUAAGGUCUGUUGCUUACUAUUUUGUUUUGAGUAGUUGAAUAUAACCUUUGGAAUGACCAUGUUCUUGACUGGUGGAAACACAGAGAUGAUCCCAAUGUCUUGUUCCUCAAAUAUGAAGAUUUACACAAGGUAAACUAAAGGCAAAGAUUGAUCUGGGUUAUUCAGCGUAAAACAGAGUGAGAUCUGGGUACAAGAUUAAACGAUGCUUAAGCCGUGUUCAGAAGCCGAACUCUUUAUGAGCCGAACCUAAUACAUUGAGUUAAGUUCAUGAAAAGUUCGGCGUCUGAGUCAAUUAGGAACGCCUAUUUCAAUUUGGAACGGCUCAGUCAUUCUUCCUGCCUAGCCCGGCCGGGAAGUUCGACUUUGGAACGACUUUGGAAAGCUUUGAUUCAGACGCCGAACUUUUCUUGUACCUAACCUAACCUAAUGCAAGCAGUUUGACCAAAAUGAGCAUUUUUCUCCUUUUGAAUUUAGUUCCAGGCCCCCCAAAAAAUGCAGGUGAUGAAAUUCCCCGAGAAAUGAAUACUGUUGAAAACUGAACCCAAAAUUUGCCAAGUGGGGAGCACUUUUGGGGUUACCCAUACGUUCUGCCAAGAGAGAAUGAGCUAGAUCAUUCCCUCUUGGUUCUGCCGGAGAUCUCAAACUGUAGAAUGCGUAUUCAAAAUGUAUUCCCCCAGGAGAAUGGUUAUAAAAGCCGGCAAACACCAAAGUUGAAACCAACGGUUCUGUAGUUUAUGUUGAAAACUCCUUGACCCUGCACAAUCCUUUGUUUUUUGUUCACCAAUUGUGACUGCAUAAAUUAACGCGAUGUUUCUCUUACUCAGUAAAAUCAAAAUGAUAGGAAUGCUAUUGAACAUUGUGCACGGUCAGGUCCAAAAAAGCUAUCAACUACAAGAUAUAACAAAGGAGUCUAACGGGUUUCAUAACCAUUCCACUUUAAUAACUAUAUGACCUAGGGAAAAACUAAUUUGGUGCACUGAGGACUUGUUUGAUAAAUAGGUACUUAAAUCUACAACGGUACGGUACUGAAUUAAUAUUAAUUUCUCCUAGGAUCUACCUUCUCAUGUUCAAAUUAUUGCUGAUUUCUUGAACAAGCCCUUGUCAGAUGAACUCCUCAGUCGCAUCGCCAAGCAGUGCACCCUCAAGGGCAUGCAGGAAAAUAUGACAAGUUACACAGUCGACGACAAAGAAACUACUUCAGCUUUGUUACGAAAGGGCGUGGUCGGAGAUUGGAAGAACUACUUCACUCCAGAGCUGAAUGAGAGAUUUGAUAAUGAGGUGUUGUCAAAACUGAAAGGAACCGGAUUAGAGUUUGACUUCCACAUGUAA
This is a messenger RNA of Porites lobata, 3302 nucleotides long. NCBI's taxonomy places the organism in Eukaryota, Metazoa, Cnidaria, Anthozoa, Scleractinia, Poritidae. The record is from the annotation of a GenBank genome assembly.